AUGCAUAGGUUGGCUUCUGAUUGCUUCUUUUUUUUUUUCUUUUUUUUUUUUUUUUUUUUGAAUGGCAUGUUCUUUUUGACCCACUCUGAGCUCGAAGCAAUUUGGUCCGCAGGGGUGACAAACGACUUCAGUCGCUUCAAUUUGACCAGCAACUCCCGCCAACCAUGCAUGACCGACAAAAUGCCUAAUGUAACUGUUGCCGACUUGAGGUAUCCAAAUCUAUCAAAGGAGAGAGCUCUCGACGGUAUCACGUCGAUUCAGUCCUACAUUUUCUUGAAGCAGCUGCUUGCGUUCAACUUGAAUCACUUUGCACAGCGGAAACGUAACUUUGUGAGCACAAAGGCUUCUGUGAGAACAAUAAUGGGCACAAAAACAUGCGCGACAUUUUAUUACGUGUAAAAUGCUCGGGUCAAAAAAGAAAGCAGCCAUUUCAUUGUUGUGGAC
Molecule: messenger RNA, 444 nt
Organism: Gamsiella multidivaricata
Lineage: Eukaryota; Fungi; Mortierellomycota; Mortierellomycetes; Mortierellales; Mortierellaceae
Exons: 2
Coding region: 1-399 (132 amino acids)
Source: RefSeq, a predicted model, not a curated record